AUGGCAUCACACGCAGAAUUCGACCAAGCGACCGAAGCACUAGACGCCGCUAAAGCCUUUCCUGACCAGAUCAAGGGCAAGACAAUCAUAGUGACGGGCGUAAGCAAACUAGGCAUAGGCUUCACCACAGCACAAGCCUUCGCCUCGCAGGCACCAGCCCAUCUCAUCAUCGCAAGUCGCACUCCCGCCAAUAUCCAGGAGUGCAUCGAUGCAAUCAAGGCAGACUACCCCCAAGUCGACUACAGACCGUUGAAGUUGGACUUGGGUAGCCAAGAUGCUGUCCGCGACGCUGCUAAGGAAGUAAUGAGCUGGGACGACGUUCCUGAAAUAAAUCUCGUUGUUAAUAGCGCGGGAAUCAUGAACCUGCCGAAGCGCAAAUUCUCCCCUGAAGGCAUCGAGCUGACCUUUGCGACGAAUCACAUUGGCCACUUCCUAUUCACUAAUCUGCUCAUGCCCAAACUCCUCAAGUCUGCCAAGUCAAGUCCAAAGGGCGCCACUCGGAUUGUCAAUGUCACUUCGCUCUCCCCGACAGUAGCUGGCAUUCGAUGGAGUGACAUCAACUUCGACAAGAUCAGCACCGACCUGCCAGAAGACGAACAGCCCAACUAUCAGAUGAUGAACAUGUGGGGCCAAGGGCCGGCUGAGGGAAAGUCGUACCUGCCAAUCGAAGCAUACAACCAAAGUAAGGUUGGCAACGUGCUCUUCAGUGUCGGGCUCAACAAACGCCUGGCCGACAAAGGCAUCCUCAGCUUCGCAUGUCACCCAGGAAUCAUCAACACUGAUUUGGUGCGCUAUGCAUCACCAGAAGUGAGAGUCGCGAUCAAGGAGCGGGUCAAGGGCGUGUAUAUGAAAUCGCUGGGUGCUGGAAGCUCCACGAGUAUCGUUUGUGCUACGGAUCCGGGACUCGGUGUGCCAGCCGAGGAGGCUGAUGCUAAUGGCAAGGAGAACCAUGGCGUGUACUUCAUUGAUUGUCAGGUCAGUGACCGAGCAGAUCCCAGGGCCGUCUCGAGCAAGAACGCAGAGAGGCUGUGGGCAUUGAGUGAGGACUUGGUAAAGGAAAAAUUCACCUACUAA
Molecule: messenger RNA, 1074 nt
Organism: Cyphellophora attinorum
Lineage: Eukaryota; Fungi; Ascomycota; Eurotiomycetes; Chaetothyriales; Cyphellophoraceae
Product: Short-chain dehydrogenase TIC 32, chloroplastic
Exons: 1
Coding region: 1-1074 (357 amino acids)
Source: RefSeq, a predicted model, not a curated record